UCUCUACAACUAGAGAUCAAUACAUUUACCCAAGAAAAGAUGACAAGUAUCUGCGAAGAUCCAGGUAAAAGCUCGUGGCCAGAGCUGAUUGGAACGAGAGGAGAAUAUGCAAAAGAAGUGAUCGAAAGAGAGAAUCCCAAAAUGGGAGCAGUCAUCAUUUUGGAUGGAACAGCUGUUCCUGAGAUCUUCAUAUGCUCUCGUGUUUAUGUUUGGGUCAACGACCUCGGAGUCGUUGUUCAAGUUCCCACCAUCGGUUGA
Molecule: messenger RNA, 258 nt
Organism: Capsella rubella
Lineage: Eukaryota; Viridiplantae; Streptophyta; Magnoliopsida; Brassicales; Brassicaceae
Product: inhibitor of trypsin and hageman factor
Exons: 2
Coding region: 40-258 (72 amino acids)
Biological process (GO): response to wounding
Molecular function (GO): serine-type endopeptidase inhibitor activity
Source: RefSeq, a predicted model, not a curated record